AUGGCAGAGAUUUCCCUCAGCACGUUCAUGUACCAGCUCUGUGUGUCUAUCCAGGCUGUGCUCACACUCAGGGCUUCAGGUCUCAGCACGGGUUGUGUGAUGGACUCUGGUUACGGUGUUACCCACAGUGUACCAAUCUUCAAAGGCUACUGCUUGCCCUGUGGUGUUCUCCAGCUUGACCU
Balearica regulorum gibbericeps (East African grey crowned-crane) is the source of this 182-nucleotide messenger RNA. NCBI's taxonomy places the organism in Eukaryota, Metazoa, Chordata, Aves, Gruiformes, Gruidae. The record is from RefSeq and is a predicted model, not a curated record.